Messenger RNA from Morchella importuna, 1371 nucleotides. RefSeq lists its product as uncharacterized. Lineage: Eukaryota; Fungi; Ascomycota; Pezizomycetes; Pezizales; Morchellaceae. The transcript has 4 exons. The coding region runs from base 1 to 1371 and encodes 456 amino acids. The record is from RefSeq and is a predicted model, not a curated record.
AUGGUGGUUUUUGGUUUCUCGGGAGCCUUUAAGGCUUGCGUGCUUCUUGCAUCCUUGCAUUCGGCUGUUGCUGCUGCUGCGAAUGAUAGACCGCUCUAUGUCAGGGCGGAUAAGAACUGGGGACACAACAGCAAGGCCGACACAGCCCACAUCAUCCGCGAAAACCAUCUCGAGAAAUGGUGUUCAACCUGGCUCGGACACCCGUCGAAGCUGGCACCAGUAACGGUCUUGGUGACCUCUACGAAGACACAGAAGGUCCACACUACGGAGAUUGUGACGAAGACUUUCACCAUCACGAAGGGGACUACUACUGUGACGACGGAUGUUACGGUGACGAAUGAUGCUACGGAUAGGGUCGUGGGGACGGACUAUGUGACGGAGACGGACCUAGGGUAUGCUACGGAUGUUGCAACGACGACUGUUACUAGUGUAGUGGGGACGUCGACUGUUACGAGUGUGGCAGCGAUGGAGACGGUUGUGACUGUUACUGGGGAGUCGACUGUUGUGGUUACUGCUACCGUGACCGACUCUACCACGGUGACAUCAACAUCCACAUUCUUCGUCACCCCGACCCUCGGCCUCCGCGCUGUACCAGCAAAGCAGCGCCGAAACCACCGCCGCCGGGUCCCUGACUGCCUCGAACACUCUAGCGACGACCGCAUCAGCGAAGGCUGCUUCUCCGUCAUCGGCGGACCCAAAGCAGGGCACACAAUCACCAAGGUCAUCGCAACCACCAAUAUCACAAGCACGCACUCCAAGACCCACACCAGCUUCGGCGGCCAUGUCGUCAUCCCUAAGGAAACCGUGACUGUGACAUCCACCAUCACACAGCAGGCCACAAACAACAUCACCGCAACGCUCACCACCAUCCUCACCACCACCGCCACACUCUCUUCCACAACCUCCACCACCGCCCCCUCCACCGUCCUCACCACCGAGCUCACCACCUCCACCACCCUCCUCCCCACCAUCACCACCACCACCACAACCACCACCACCACCUCCACCCCAACCACCACAGUAACCGUAACAUCCACCCGCUGCCCCGCGCCCCCCGAAUCCCGCAUCGUCGGCACCGACGGCGUCCAAGUCCCCGACAACAAUGCCCCGGGAAUGCUGCAGUUCCCCGACGUCAAGGGCAGCGAGGAGUGCUGUCUUGCCUGCUGGGGGCCGAACAGAGUCGAGGGGUGCUCGGCAUGGGCGUCGGGGACGAAUUAUUGCUUCUUGAUUGCGGCGGUGGCGGGGCCGGGACCGACGGAUGUGUGUCCGGCGGGAUUGGGGGGCGGGGUGUUGUAUUUCUCGCCGGGGAGGACGGAUGCGGUGGGCGGGCCGGGGCCGUGUGCGGGGGCGAGCUUUAGGACGUUGGAAUAG